UUCCCUGCUCUUCCUUUAUGCUCUCAUUUCAACCCAGGCGGCGUCACAGAGCGGAUCGGAUUAAAACCUAGGCAGUUGGGACCAAAGACGUUAACACAAAGUAGCGGACACAUACGGCAUCAAAGCCAUUACUUGCUAAAAGGAGAAUUCCCUACGCUUCACUUUGUAGUUACAUACCAGGGAGUACUAUUUUUCCUCGUCCUUCGUUAGGAUUUUUUGGCCGCCAUAAGCUUUUUAACUCGGCCGGAACUGAACCCCCCUUCUCUUCUUUCCUAACUCAAAAUGGAGAACGGCGACAAUAAAUACCUCCCUGAACUACUGGCGGAGAAGGACAGCCUGGAUCAGUCUUUCACACACGCCAUGAAACUUUUAGAAGCAGAAAUCGAAAGGGUCCAAAAGGGCGAAUCUAAGGAGUCAGACACUUACCUUGACCUUUUCACAAACAAGUUCAUCAAACUCAAGGAACGCGUCCUCAUACCUGUAAAACAGUACCCCAAGUUCAACUUUGUGGGCAAGAUUCUGGGACCCCAAGGCAACACCAUCAAACGUCUACAGGAGGAGUUGGGUGCCAAGAUCUCAGUGUUGGGAAAAGGCUCCAUGAGAGACAAAACCAAGGAGGAGGAGCUUAGAAACGGCGGCGAGCCAAAGUACGCUCACCUAUCCAUGGAGCUGCACGUGUUUAUUGAGGUGUACGCCCCCGUACCUGAAGCCUAUGUGCGUAUGGCCAACGCUAUGGGGGAAGUCAAGAAAUUCCUGUUUCCUGAUGUGACGGACGAUAUCUGCCAAGAGCAGUUCAUGGAAAUGGGCUACCUGAACGGAGGCCCAGAGCAAAUGGGCCGAGGAAGAGGUGGCAUGCCAAUGAGAGGACGCGGCGGUCCCCCAGGACCACACAGGGGAAGAGGAAUGCCCCCUCGUGGCGGAGUUCGAGGCGCUAGAGGUGCAGGUCGGGGCAUGCCGGCAGGCCGGGGAGCUGCUGCUGCUGCCGCCGCCGCCAGGGGUGCACCGGCAGCACGUGGGGCCAGGCCGCCCGUCGGCAAGCCGGCGCAGAGGAUGCUCCCCCACCAGCACACUCCUGCUGCAGUCGCUGAGAGCUAUGAGCAAUAUGCCUAUGACGAGAGCUACGCCGACCAAUCCUACGAGUCAUACGACAGCUAUUACAGCCAGCCACAGGCAGAGGGAGAAUAUUACGACUAUGGACAUGGAGAUUCUGCAGAGUCAUAUGAAAACUUUGCCCAGGACGACUGGAACGGUACUCAGCGAGCAGCUCCAGGCAAAGCUGCCCCCGCAGCCAGAGGAGGUACCAAGACGCCCUUCAGGCAGCACCCAUACCAACAGUACUGAAGCGGACCCGCCCUCCCCCUUACAGGGUUGCCCUGACGAGCGCCUGUCGACAUCGGCAGCUCUCGCAUUAAGCAGCCCAACACAAGUAAUUGUCCGUUUUGGCUUUGGUUCCUGCGUUUUCUUUUUUUUUUUUUUUUUUUUUUUUCUCCCCCUUCAAUAAUUUGACUUUUUUUUUUUUUUUUCAACAUUGGGGACUAGAAAUAAGUUUUUGCUUGUUUUUGUUUCAUUUUGCUUUUUUUUUUUUUUUUUUUUUAAUAGAUUUGGCUGCACACCACAUACCCCUAACACACAACACACACAACCAAAGUGAUUUCUAGAGGGUUUUUUCCUUUUUUUUUUUUUUUUUUUUUUUGUUAUUUUCCUGUAUUGUUUUUCUCUGAUCAUCCCCCUCCUGUUGGCUUUUUUGGCAUUGUUUUUUUACCGAAAAAAAUGAUUUGUAAUAGUAAUUUCCAGUUACUAGUGGCUCAUUCUCCACUUGUCUUAAAGGAUACAUUACAGUUGUGUUUUAAAUAAAGAAUCUGUCAAGGUUCAGUUGCAGAUUCCCAUUUAGGCUACAUUUCAAAAUUCUUUUAAUAUAGUCUAAUAAAAAGAUUUUUUUUAAACUUGUAAUGUAGAAACAAAAAAGUCUAAAACAAGUAAAGUUUAAAGUUAAUGGAACGCAAUUCAUUCUUUGUGAUGGAUUCUUUUUAAAUAGUUCUAAAACAUUCUUCAUUUAGAUUUAGGCUGAAAUAUUUGUCAUUGUCCUCUUUAGAGUUUUGAAAUAUAGCCCUAAUAAGACACUGUUGAGAUGGCCUGUCCUCAUAUCCUCAAUUCGAGUCAUUUAAGCAAGAAAACUUACAUUCCCUGAGCACAAAAUGGCCUCUUGUUAUGUUGCCAAACAGUUCAGGUCUUGGUGAUUGUGAUCUGAUUCUGCAUAAACUGCAUGCCCCCCAAAAAAAGAAGACAAAGGAUUGGGACACAAAUCUCCACAUGGGUCGUCUCUCUCCAUAGAGAAGGGAUCCUGCAGCUCAAUCCCAACUCUUGUACAUAUUUUAAAACCUCCUAACUGUACUUAGUCUGUACCCUCUCCAUAAAAUGCAUUAUGCUACAUGUGUACGCUUGCCUAAAUAGGUUACUAAAUCUGUCCAAAAGAUGUUUUGCAGCAGUUUGUCAAUAAAGCUUAGUGGGUUUUCUAUGAAACAUAACUUGCUUUGAUUUGUUUCCUGUCCUAGUCCAAUUUGAAAUGGCCUUUUGGUUUUUUCAAAAGCGCAUUUUAAAUCUUAAAUGAGUUUUCCAUUGACGUGUGCAGACUUUAACCCUCUUAAAUGAUGUCUUGAAAAGAGCUUAUUCUCUCUCUCUCUUUCUAUACUUUUUAAAAAGGACCCCGAGGUAAGACCGCUAAAAUAAGCCGGAUAGCUUCCUAAUGUGUAUAGAGUUGUAAAGCAUUGAAUGCCUGGGUAUGUAUAAUAUUUUUUCAAUCAUCUUACCUGUGGUCUCGUUUUAACCUUAAAUGACGAUUGCUUUCAUCGCCGCUGCAAAUUAACUGAAUUCAAACCACCAUUCAGGAUCUAGGCCUCGUUGUCAUGAAUGACACACUAAUGGCAGUGCAAUGGAGAGGAGACUUUUAACCUACUGUAGAGAACUCCACUGUAAAGGUAACCUAACCCUAAAUGUUUAAUUUGGUAGUGUGUUUUUCAUCCUUUGACAUAAACCUGCUUUAAAAGUAGCAACCCAAGACAAAAAGACUCCAAAAGUUGAAGGAAAAAAAAAACAUUAAUAGUUCAUUUUAUGUACUAAAAUAAUUGUUCUGUGUACUAACCAAGCAUUAGGCUAGUGUUAAUGCAACUCUUGCUAAAAUGAACAAAGCCAAAUCUAAGUCAAUAGCUGUUUUUGUAAUAUUUUUAAAAAAUUGUUCCACUUGUACAAAGUUACCAAUAACGAGUUGCAUGAGCAGAUGUUCUCUUGUAGACAUGUUGCAUGAGCUCCAUCUCGCAAGUAUCUCCUUGUGCUCUGUCGACUGAGUGUU
Messenger RNA from Corythoichthys intestinalis (scribbled pipefish), 3346 nucleotides. It is a transcript of the gene khdrbs1b, whose product is annotated as KH domain containing, RNA binding, signal transduction associated 1b. The record is from RefSeq and is a predicted model, not a curated record. Gene Ontology annotation, cellular component: nucleus. The transcript has 9 exons. Gene Ontology annotation, biological process: regulation of alternative mRNA splicing, via spliceosome. The coding region runs from base 283 to 1341 and encodes 352 amino acids. Gene Ontology annotation, molecular function: mRNA binding; poly(A) binding. NCBI's taxonomy places the organism in Eukaryota, Metazoa, Chordata, Actinopteri, Syngnathiformes, Syngnathidae.